UUGUAUUUCCAGGAGUUCGUUAAUCAUGAAGUGUUGAAGCUCGAAGGGAUUCUGUUGUGAAGCUGCAAUGGGGCGGAAAGCUACCCUUGCUACUUGUGCGUUGAAUCAAUGGGCUCUCGAUUUUGACGGAAAUUUGAACAGGAUCCUCAUAAGCAUUGAAGAUGCUAAGCGAAUGGAAGCGAAAUACAGGACUGGGCCAGAGCUUGAGAUCAGCUGUGAGGACCACUUCUACGAAAGUGACACAUGUCUUCAUUCCUGGGAAGUCCUAUCAAGGCUUCUUGUACAUCCCGUCUGCCAGGACAUGGUAAUCGACGUUGGUAUGCCCAUCAUGCACAAAAAUGUUGUGUACAACUGCCGAGUGGUCUUCUUGAAUAAGAAGAUCUUAUUAAUUCGACCGAAGAAAGCUAUGUGUGAUGACGGAAAUUACCGGGAAUCGCGAUGGUUCACGGCUUGGCGGAAAGACCGCAUUGUGGAAGAUCAUUACUUGCCGCGGAUGAUCAGCGCUAUAACAGGACAAGAUUCUGUGCCUUUCGGAGACGGAGUUCUAUCGUUGCGUGACACCUCUCAUAUAAAUCAAGGGUUGGACGGUGUGGAGAUCUUCGUGAACAGUUCGGGUUCGUAUAGUGAGCUCAGAAAAGCGUACUAUCAUGUGGAACUAAUCAAAUCGGCUACUGCUAGAAGUGGCGGUUGCUACUUGUUUGCGAACUUGCGUGGCUGCGAUGGACAACGAAUCUAUUUCAACUCUUGUUCGUGUGUAGCCGUUAAUGGUCACAUCGUCUCGAAAACCAAGCAGUACGAUCUGGAAGAAGUUGAGGUAGCUGUGGCCACUAUCGACCUUGAAGACAUCCGCGCGUACCGCAAUGCAGUGCGAAGUCGUAGUCGUCUUGCAGCUGAACUCACACCGUCUUUUCCUCGGAUCCGAGUGGAUUUCGCGCUGUCUAGCCGGGACGAGGAGAUUUCUGUGCCGCCCUCGCUGCCUCUGGAAUGGGAUUAUUAUUCAGCUGAAGAGGAAAUAUCCCUUGGACCUGCCUGCUGGCUCUGGGAUUAUUUGAGGAGGAGCAGUCAGGGAGGAUUUUUCCUUCCUCUGAGCGGGGGCGUUGAUUCUUCGAGCGUAGCGUGCAUCGUUGCUUCCAUGUGUCGCUUGGUAGUGGAAGCCGUUGGACGCGGGGAUGAACAAGCGUUGCUAGAUAUUCGGCGCAUCGUUGGGGACAAUAAUUACUUGCCUUCGGACGCGAAGGAAUUGUGCAAUCGAUUAUUCGUUACCUGCUAUAUGGGUUCUGAAAAUUCGUCUGCGGAAACAAAAGCUCGAGCAAAGGCAUUAGCAGGAGAAAUUGGGAGUUAUCACAUGGACAUUUCAAUUGACUUGGCGGUCGCCGCCCUGCUUCGAGUUUUCACAAUGGCAACCAACGCCCAACCACGGUUUAAAGCAUUUGGAGGAUCGCCGCGUGAAAACCUGGCUUUACAAAACGUACAAGCACGAGUUCGAAUGGUGAUCUCGUAUCUUUUCGCGCAAUUGAUGCUGUGGGUUCGUGGGAGACCGUCUGGGGGACUGCUUGUGCUUAGUUCGGCCAAUGUUGACGAAGCCUUGAGAGGAUACAUGACGAAAUACGAUUGUUCUUCGGCAGAUUUGAAUCCGAUAGGUUCAAUUUCAAAGUCGGAUUUGAAGAAGUUUCUCUUGUACACUCUGCGCACACAUGGAUUAAAGAGCUUGGAAAGCAUAUUGAAUGCUCCUCCUACAGCUGAGUUAGAGCCUCUGCAGAAUGGACAGCUUGCGCAAACGGACGAAGUUGAUAUGGGGAUGACGUACGAUGAAUUGUCAGUUUUCGGAAGGCUGAGAAAACAAUCCGCUUGUGGACCAUUUUCGAUGUUCUGUAAGCUGAUCCAUACCUGGGGUGAUCGGUGUUCACCAUCCGAGGUUGCUGAGAAGGUAAAGCAUUUCUUCCGGUGCUAUGCCAUCAAUCGACACAAAAUGACGACAUUGACGCCUGCGUAUCACGCUGAAACGUAUAGUCCGGACGACAAUCGCUUUGAUCAUCGACCAUUUCUUUACAAUGUUCGCUGGAGCUGGCAGUUCCGAGCGAUCGAUCAUCAGGUCGAUGCCCUUCGACAGUCGCGUCAAAUGGAGAAAAAAGUUACGAUGGAAAAAAGGACGAACAAGAUGACGGAAAAACAGCCUGCGGAAGAAGGAUCGUCGUCGCAACCGCAAAAUGAUGGUGGGAAUGUGGGACAACGAAGCGAUGUUGACCGUAUAGGCAUGGAGCAAAGCGACCUUCCGGAAACCCGGCUAACGAGCCUCGAGUCGUUCGAAAACUCUUCUGACUCCGGCGCCGACUCGCCGAAUGUCCAACCGGUUCUUCCCGAAAUCGACAAGGGAGUUGAAAAGAAGAUUCUCUUCAAUUUUGACCCUCAUGAAAAUGAAGAUGGCCGUAAUGGCAGUGUUGAUGCCGGAUCCGUGGGAACGUUCCCGAUGCAAGUGCUUCCGUCACGGUUCAUGAUGUCGAAUGGAACAGCUGAACUGAGGAGAUUACUGAAAAACACUUGCGGGGGUGUGCAGGCCGGGCUCUCCGAGAAGCGCGUGAGUCUGGAAGCGGUAUUGUGUAAUGCUUGCUUGUUGAACGGAGGCUGGGUUCAUUUCUUUGCUUCCGUCUUGUUCGGGUUGGGUUUCGGAGUUGAACUGUUUCCUCCGGCAUUUCGUGGACUUGACUCGAUGUGCUCGUCAAACGGAGUGCAGCUAGGGAAAUUAUGGGUUCAACUAUUGGUGGGAAAAAGCUUGGGCUUAGCAAAAGUUGUGAUUUUCGGGUCAUUGGCGUAGUUCUUGUUCGAAUCGGAAGUUGCGCUUCGCGGAUUCUUGAUGCGCGUGUGGAAGUGAAGCCUCGAGCGGGUUCAUCUGUUUUUCUCAAAUUUUUCCAACGAAUUCCGAGAUAAUCUUUCGGGAGCUUAUUUAGUUUAAUAAGAGUCUGAGACUAGAGAAGUCGUUUACCGACCAAGCAUUACCUCAUUAAGAUUUUUUCGACUGUAUCGUGGAAGAAAAUUCCGAGGGCUUUCUCUCUCCAUGAAAGGUCGAGCUGGAAAGAAAGCGUGAAAAGAUUCUGCGCCAGUUUCGUGGAUAAUUUCUCCUGACAGAAUGCACUGAAUAAAUUAUCUGUCCUAUCUGCUGAACGAAUAGUAGCCGUUCGCGAACGCUUUUUUUCUUCUUCUGAGAAGUGAAAGCAGUACCGGAUUUAAUCUCGAUGACACGAAUUCUUUGCUUGUUGAAGUUAGUUUCAACAACGUAGACAGAUCAGUUCAGAGUAGAUUGCUUCUGCUCGAAGAAGUCACGAUUGUGUCUUUGAUUGUAAAGAAAAAUUAUUCGAGUAAUAUUUAUUAUGACGAUUGCUUUCCAGCGAUUUUCGCCUGUUGAUGACUUCGCUUUAAGUACAGCUCCAUGCUUCCAAAGCGUUUUCUUGCAUUUAAUCUUGAGCACAUCGAACGUUCGUGUGACAAAGUUUGAUGCAAAUCUGCUGGUACCGCAAAAAAUUGUAUUUUUUGCGGUACCAGCAGAAAAU
Molecule: messenger RNA, 3545 nt
Organism: Notodromas monacha
Lineage: Eukaryota; Metazoa; Arthropoda; Ostracoda; Podocopida; Cyprididae
Source: the annotation of a GenBank genome assembly